AGAAAAAUCGAUUAAAUUUGAAGGCUAGGUUCACACAGCGUUAAUAUUUUUCUCGUAUACUCGUAAUUAUAUACGAGAUUAUAUCGUCUACCUACAUGUAUUAGUGACAGCAAAGCUAACGGGGAAAAUUAUCACCGUGUUAUUCUGAAGUAAAUGUUUGCAGUGGGGAGUAGUAAACUAUAGCUGUUUCAUUCAUUUCUCACGGCACGACACUGUGUCACACGGUUUUUCUCGAAUAGUGACCGAAGACGCGCGCACGUUCAGUGACCGAGCGUCUGUUACAAGGAGUGCACGCAGUUUGUGGAGAUUCUCGUCACUUUUCCAAAAUGGCCGACGAGGCAUCCAUCGAUAACGAAACAUUAAUUAGUUUAGUAGAACAAAGUCCCGUAGUGUGGGAUAGAAGUAACGAACUUUAUAAAAAUCGCGUCGCGACUCAAGCGGCUUGGAGGGACAUUAUGAUAGCAUUGGAUCCAACGCUCGAGACAAAGGAUGAAACAACUAGGCAAGCUUUCGCUAAACUAAUUAUUCAGCGGUGGACCUACAUAAGAGAUACUUAUCAUAGAUCAUGUAAAAAGAUACAAGACCAGAAGAGGUCAGGAAGUGGCAGCAAAAUAACGAAGCCCUAUCUGUAUAGUAAACAAUUACGCUUCUUGCAGAAAGUAAUACAUCCCGACCAGCCAAUAACUGUCGUUAAGAUCGAAAGUAACAAUUCGGAAUCCGAUGUCUAUGAUAAUAAUUUGGAUGCAAACGAAACUUGGGAAACAAAUUCCACCGGGACACACGAGCCGCCCUCGUCGUCCAAGUCGACGCCCGAACGUGCGCCGAACACACACACAAAUGCUGAUCUCCCUUCACAUACUAAGAUGAUGAAAAUGGAUACUUAUUUAAAUAAUGAACCGCAAACAAUGAAUCGGCACCUUUCAUUUUUCAACGGGAUAUUACCAGCGUUAGACGAGUUACACGAAGAUGAAGUCCUGGACUUCCAAAUAGGAGUUCUGCACUUACUGAAGAAAAUAAGAAGCUCUCGCCAAAAUCAAAACCCGUAGAAAAUAAUAACACAACAAUCUAUACACGGUGUUUUUUUGCU
This is a messenger RNA of Leguminivora glycinivorella, 1087 nucleotides long. RefSeq lists its product as uncharacterized. The transcript has 2 exons. Gene Ontology annotation, cellular component: nucleus; transcription regulator complex. The record is from RefSeq and is a predicted model, not a curated record. NCBI's taxonomy places the organism in Eukaryota, Metazoa, Arthropoda, Insecta, Lepidoptera, Tortricidae. Gene Ontology annotation, biological process: regulation of transcription by RNA polymerase II. Bases 327 to 1046 code for a protein of 239 amino acids.